UGUUGACGUGACGACGCGCUACUGAACACAGAAUUCUCUGUUCUCUCCGCACUAAAAAGCCCAUUUUCCACCUCGAAAACAUCCCCAAAUCUCUCUGUGUAGUGCAAAAUAGUUCACUUUAGUGUUUCUCAGCAGUUCCCCAGCCUCAUCCCCACACAAAUGGCCCUCAACAGCCGACACCAGAAACUGGAGCAGCAACGUCAGCUGAUGGAGGCGUACAUCAAGCAGAAGCGUGCAUCGCCGGGAAUGAUUCAGGCCAGCGAUUUGCAGAUCACGCGGCCAAUGUCCGGCGCACGCGGAAGCCGCGACUUGGCGCCGCACGCCUACGAUGGGCCGCUGCACUUCAUGACACACUCCGCCAAUCCCGACGAGAUUGUGCCCUCGAGAACUACCCCAACGAGCACCGGCGAAGAUUUCAUCCAGGACAUGGCGGUGACGAGGGCGCAGGAGGACGAGGACGAGGAGAGCACCCCAAUUGAGCCCGUGGCAACGACGCCCACGAAGGGCAAACACGGCGAGCGGAACAGUGUGGGAAGCGUGAGGAACUCGGGCACGCCCGUGUCGCCGGCCUGCAUUACCAAGUCGCCGCAGACGCCGAGCAAUGAGCUGGAGGGUGACGUGGUGGGCCAGGUGGAGCAGUGGGUGAUGGCGCCGGCGAUCCAGGGCGUACUGUACAAGUGUCGUAUCACGCGCGAUCGCAAGGGCAUGGACAGGGGCCUCUUUCCCAUCUACUAUCUGCACCUGGAGAAGGACUAUGGCAAGAAGGUAUUUCUGCUGGCCGGACGCAAGAGGAAAAAGAGCAAGACUUCCAAUUAUGUGAUAAGUUGCGAUCCAACGGAUUUAUCACGUCAGGCCGACGGCUUCGUGGGCAAACUGCGGUCCAAUAUAUUUGGCACGACAUUCUUCGUGUACGACAAUGGGAAUAAGAUGAAUACAGAUGCGCCGCGGCAGGAUUUGGCUGUUGUUAUCUAUGACACAAAUAUUUUGGGUUUUAAAGGACCAAGAAAUAUGACAGUUCUUCUGCCGGGAAUGACAGAGGAGGAUCAGCGAGUGAAAAUAAGUUCCUGUGAUACACACCAGCAGGGCCUUCUAGAUAGUUGGAAGAAUAAGAAUACGGACAACAUUGUGGAGCUGCACAACAAGACGCCCGUGUGGAAUGACGAGACGCAAUCGUACGUGCUGAACUUUCACGGGCGCGUCACUCAGGCGUCCGUGAAGAAUUUCCAGCUUAUCCACGACUCGGAUCCCGACUAUAUUGUCAUGCAGUUCGGGCGGACGUCCGAGGACGUGUUCACGAUGGAUUUUCGAUAUCCUUUGUGCGCUCUGCAGGCCUUCGCCAUCGCACUGAGCAGUUUUGACGGCAAAUUGGCGUGUGAAUAAGACUUCAGCUGAAGUUGUGCACGACAUCUGCUCACGUGUAAUCUGGAUUUCUUUUUUGGACUUUUCAAGGAGUUUGAGCACUCACACACACACACAAGUUGAAUCCUCUGUGUGAGGAAAUGUGUAUCUUUUGCUUGCCAGUGUGCUGUUUGUUCAUAUUUUGGAGGUGUUUGCAAAAUCAAAAAAGGUUCCACUUUGCGUUGCCUUAAGAAGACGAUGAAGAACCCCAAAAAUACUCGAAUGUUUAAGUGAGGGUUUAUUAGAUUAACUGGUAAUUUCUAGUCAGAGAAAAGAGCUCAAUUGUACUUAUAGGAAUCAUGAGGAUGGAAAAGGAAUUGAAAAAGUUUUUAUCACUAGAAACAACUCAUGGAAUUUAGAUGUUCAUAUCAAGUUCGUCUAACGAAGAGGAUAAUUUAUUGAUUUAUAGAUAAGAGAAAAAAAAUGUAAUUAGAAGUAAUUGUCUUGUAUUUAAGCAGAAAAGCUAAAUAGUGUUUGAAAAAGAUAGCAAAGUUCGUUCUUCGAACAGCAAAAAGAAACUAUAAUAUAAAUUAGGCUGAAGAGUUUAGAUAGCGAUUGUGAAGUAUUUUUGCAAAGUAUCCAACGAUAACAGAGCCUGCAUUCCAUAACUGUAUUUGCCAUAGAAGCGCCCCAAUUGUCUCCGCACAUCGCGCGAGAAGCGAUUGAGAGCCAGUCUUGUUCGUGUAACAUUUAAAUAAAACAGUUGAAUACUGA
Phlebotomus argentipes is the source of this 2112-nucleotide messenger RNA. It is a transcript of the gene ktub, whose product is annotated as protein king tubby 1. The coding region runs from base 160 to 1380 and encodes 406 amino acids. NCBI's taxonomy places the organism in Eukaryota, Metazoa, Arthropoda, Insecta, Diptera, Psychodidae. The record is from RefSeq and is a predicted model, not a curated record. Gene Ontology annotation, cellular component: cilium. The transcript has 6 exons. Gene Ontology annotation, biological process: protein localization to cilium.